Molecule: messenger RNA, 861 nt
Organism: Telopea speciosissima
Lineage: Eukaryota; Viridiplantae; Streptophyta; Magnoliopsida; Proteales; Proteaceae
Product: protein LSM12 homolog
Exons: 5
Coding region: 72-593 (173 amino acids)
Source: RefSeq, a predicted model, not a curated record
UAACUUUCGACAUCGUGAAUUACAAGGCUGGACGUGGAGCUCACAGUUGCAGGGGCAGCACCGCAGCAGCCAUGGCCAUGGAUGCGAGCUACGGUGACGAAUUUGCGGUUGGUUGCUUUAUCUCCAUUAAAACCGCAUUGGGAGACGAAUUCGAGGGUCAAAUCAUCUCCUUCGACAGGCUUUCCAACAUGCUAGUCCUUCAGGAAGGCUCGAAAACGGGCCCUCGUCGAAACAUUCGGCUUUUGCAGGCCAACUAUAUAAAAGAAUUCACCAUACUGGGUCAAGCUGAGGAUCCUCUUGAUCUCAAGAAAUGUUACCUCGAUCUUGCUAGCCUUCAAGCUAGGGAGGAGGCUGCUAUAAGGCAAGCAGAGAUGGAGGCUGAGAGGAUUGGGGUUGGGGUUACAAGCGAUGCUCAGAGAAUCUUCGAUGCAUUGUCUAAGACGCUUCCGGUUCACUGGGACAAGACUGUCAUUAUGGUGAUGAGUGAAGUCCGCGUUUGUAGUCCAUAUCUCCCUGAAAAUGUAACUGGCGGAACCCCUGCUGCCAAUGAUAGGGUGAAGAAAGUGGUAAUGCAUAUUGAUACUAGAAUUUGAAAGGAAGAGGUUGCAAGCUCGUGGACCAAGCCACUGAUAGAUUAUCAGUUCCAUUGUGUAGCUGUCGGGGAGUGCUACCAUAUGCUAAUACCCAUUUAGUGCAACCAUUGGUGCAUUGAGGUAUGUCCUAUGGUGGCUGGCUAUUUAGCUUGUAAACAAGUUCUGUUGGAGGAGGGGAAAGACACCAGAAUGACUUUUAUUCACACGCUUAUCUAACUUUGUACAUUAUACUGGUCAAGUUAAUAUGAAAGUAAACAUUUGAAGGUUG